AUGGUUUAUGGCUCUGACGAUGUCGGUCACAUGAUGGACAAAAACUCAGUACAGAGUCAUCGGAGUCGGAGGAUGGUGAGCCGAGGUUCUCUUCGCAUAGUCCAACAGACAAAAGUCCAAGACAACCAUCCUGUGGUAUCCCGUGGGGCCAAUCAAGUAAUCUUCUUGACCCGCCUUCUCAAACGAAAUGAAAGGUGUGCACGUUUUAACGACUUGAGUGUGGCGCCAUCCUACCUCUGUUCACUUUGUUCCCCCUCUCGAUUGGCCGACCCGACUCGGGCCUCCUAUCCGGAUCUGCCUCAUAGGUCCGUAGGCCCUAUUUCUUAUGCCUUCAGUAGCAAGUACGUCGCCUUACCUGGGGAGCGCCUAGGCUCUGAUUGCAUGCAUGGGAUAUUAGGCAUUGCCUUCACGGGUCAUCCUGAUUCAACUCGUGUAUCCUGA
Molecule: messenger RNA, 441 nt
Organism: Protopolystoma xenopodis
Lineage: Eukaryota; Metazoa; Platyhelminthes; Monogenea; Polystomatidea; Polystomatidae
Source: the annotation of a GenBank genome assembly